This is a messenger RNA of Coniophora puteana RWD-64-598 SS2, 2685 nucleotides long. RefSeq lists its product as uncharacterized. The transcript has 8 exons. Lineage: Eukaryota; Fungi; Basidiomycota; Agaricomycetes; Boletales; Coniophoraceae. The record is from RefSeq and is a predicted model, not a curated record. The coding region runs from base 1 to 2685 and encodes 894 amino acids.
AUGGCUGACCAGCCCACCACCCGACCAAACACUCGUGCGAAGACAGACGAGAGCAAGGCUGUUGCCCAAGUGCGGGAGCAGCUCCCGCAGAAGAAGCGAAGGACCCGGAAGGAAGUCGAGGACGAUGCCAGCAAGCGGGCGGAAGAGCAAGCCGAAAAGGAAGAGCAAGCAAAGGACAAUGUAGCCGCCAUUGAGCUCAAGAUGGCGCAGAAGCAGAAGCAGACAAAGCCCAAGCCCAAGCCCCGUGCAAUGCCGAGAUUGGCUCCGACAGCAGCAGACCCUCCCGCGGCUGUGACAAUGCCAGCGCCCAAGGCACCUACCUCCACAAAGUCAGUGUCGGCGUCAGUUGCUGACGGCACCAUCCAGGUAAAGUUGAGGAGAGAGAAGAAGUCGAGAGAUGAGCGUGCAGUUACUCGCAAGGAUAUCGAAGCAAGGCGCAAGCAUCAAGAAGCCAACGAGGCAGACAUUCAGAAGUCGGCCAGGAAUGGCAAUGCCAGCAUUGUGCUUCAACCGAGGACAUUCCAACUCAAGUCCAUUCCCCGCAUCGUUGAUUGGACUGCAAACAUCCCUGCCGACACUCGGUCUGGACCCAGCAACACCUCCCGCUCCAAGUCCACUGCCUCUACCGCUUUCACCAAUGCCACGUCUGUAUCCAAGACAAGCAAGGCAGGGUCCGCGCUCAGCCAGACCAGCAAGACCUCAAGUAACACUCGACAGGCACCAGCACCAGCACCGGCACCAGCACCGGUGGAGAAAGAGCUUGACGAAGCUCCUGGCCUUCGCGACGAUGACGAGCCUGAGGACAUUGCCAAGGAGCGGGACUACGUCGUCAAUGCUCAAAGCAACCGUACACUUGUCUCUGUCAACCGAGACUCCACUCCGGACGUGAGCCCCCCCACGCAGAAUAUCCUACCCCGGUCCACCCCCCUCAAGCGACACUUUGACGACGUCCAGGCUGCUGCACUCGAGUCGGAUGAGGAUGACGAGGCUCUUUCCAACGAACGGAUCUUCAUCGGUUGUGAUGAACUUGAGGUCGGUACUGAUCCCAGGCAAACCGGCAACGAGGGAGGCAAGAGCGUUAAUAGCCCUGAAGACAAUGACGACCAGGAGGACGUUGACAAGGACAGAUCCGGAGAUGAGGAGAUGGAAGAGGUUGACCAUGCAGACCACGGGAGUGACAUGCAUGAAGAUGGACCCGAAGACAUCGAACUGGAUCCCAACGUGCGGCUUCAGGACGCAGGGGUGGAGGCCCAGCAGGAGCCAGCUGAAGAUAAUGAUGAUCGUUACGACGACAUCAUGGAGGUUCAGCAGGGCGGUGGGGACGAUGCAGCCAUCACGGAGCCGCUGUCAUUGGGCAGCCGUUCGCGCACGACUAACUCUAUGCAUGCGAAGGCCUCGAAGCCCGACGAGCACCCCGCAAAGCGUGCUAAGGUUGCUCCCGGAGGCGACCGCUACACCUCCGCUUCCCAUCGCUCCGUCUCCUCUUCCCAUCGCUCUGUCUCCUCUUCCCAUCGCAUCCCCUCUUCCUCCCGCGCACCCGUAUCUCAACGGUCCGAAGGAGGUGUCGUCUCGGGCAACACACCGACUUCCCAGGCUGUCACUGAACCCAUCAACGUCAAGCCGCCCCUCAAAGGCAAGAAGUACACCAUGGACGACUUGCCAGCUGGCUCGCGAGACGAGCGGAAGUUCUCCGGCAAGUACAUGCCCACCGUCUGCAUGUACUAUGGGGCCCAAGACUACGAUGCGGUGUGGAAGGAUGAAGAGUUGCCGGAGUUGAUCAAGAAGAUCUGGCGCGUUGUCUACGGCUCUCUGCCCCCUCCGGAGCAUCUUCCGGCCAUUGUUAGUGUCACUGUUGACCGCCUCUACCUCUGGCGGAACAACUUCAGCUCCACCACCGUUUCUGCUCUUCUCUUCGUCUUUGCCGGCAGCAACACCAUCGAGGAGGAGGAGCGCAUCACCUACUCCAAGGAGCUACUUCUUCACAACGCAUUCGUGUACGAGAAGUUCGAGAACGGAAGACCUUUUGGCUCGUUCCGGGGCUCAUACUUUCUGAUGGUUCUCUCUUGUCAUUUCCAGGCUAUCCAGGGCUUCGUCCGCGUCCCCGAUCUGGCGAAAUAUCAUGAGCCGGAAUAUCUCCCUUAUGGCGCCUUUGCCUUGGCCGCCUCAGCUGCCUGCCGAGCGCUCGAAAUGAACAUCGAAGGCAAGCUCGGGAACGUCGGCGAUGCUCUCGAGAGCACGAUCCGCUCGGGAUGCUCCGCGAACAGCGAAGGAUUCACCAAGGCGAAGAAGUACAUGGCACAGGCCAACGCCAAGGCUAGACCGAAGAAGGGUAGGGCACGGAAGGCGAAGGCGAAGGCGAAGGGAAAGAAGAAGCAGGCCGACGAUAGCGACGGCAACGCCAGCGACAACGUUGCUGAGGAUCAAGCUCAGGCCGCUGGGGCCCCCGCUUCCGCCGCUUCCACUCCCGCCGCUCCCUCUGCUUCUGCCCCGCUCCCGUUCUCGAAGGACCACUACGGUAAACUUACCAAAAGGUUCUGGACAUCCAUCCAUCAAGCUGACGACGAGCGCAUCAUCGACGCGUUCGCGCUCGCUGGCGAGUUGAUCCAACGGGAUGACAGCGAGGAGUCUGACUCGGGCAGUUCUGGCAAGUCGUCUGACAACGAGUUCCUGGUGGUUAACGCGUGA